AUGUCUUGGAAACUAUGUGGCAUUCUUGUUCAUGUUUGCUUUACGUCAAUGGCAAGGAGUGAAUACUGGGCGUCGCAGCUUUCUGCUGGGAAUGCGACUGUUUGUGCAGUCUUGGAGACGACCACCUUGAAAUGUUGGGGCAAUGCUGACUACCAGAAACUUCCUGGGCAGUGGGGAGAUGAAAGUGGAGAGAUGGGAACUAGUCUCCCAAGCAUUGAUCUUGGUGUAACUGUUCAUGAUGUGGCCGUGUCUAAUCACAUGUGUGCUCUACUUAGCGAUGGUGCUCUGAAGUGUUGGGGAAAGAAUGAUGGGGGCCAGUGUGGGGCCGGGCAUUCCAACGUCGUGGAAACAUCGAGUGCAGUGACAGUGGAUCUGGGAACUGGUCGCUUUGCGACACAGGUUGCAGUGGGUCUUUCACACACAUGCGCUCUCUUGGACGAUGGUACCGUGAAGUGCUGGGGAGGCAAUGGUCAAGGCCAGUUAGGCACAGAAAACACCGAUGACAUCGGUAACCUCCCAGGGCAGAUGGGAGACAAUUUGGCACCGAUCAACCUGGGAUCAGGGCGCACUGCACGACAAGUCGUGACGGGCGGCAAGUUCACAUGUGCUUUGCUGGACAAUGACAGCGUGAAAUGCUGGGGUCGCAACAAAAAAGGCCAGCUGGGGUUGGGCAUCACCGACAACACCUGGGGAGGAGCAGUCAAUCAGAUGGGAGAUUUACUGCCGGCGGUGUCUCUGGGAGUGGGUCGAACUGCCAAGCAGAUUUCGGCUGGCAGGUAUCAUGCGUGUGCAAUCUUGGAUGAUGACUCCGCCAAGUGCUGGGGAUACAACCAUGUAGGACAGCUAGGUCAAGGUCACCAGAAUGAUAUUGGCGCUGAUCCGCUUGAGAUGGGCGAUUUCUUGAGUCCUAUCAACUUGGGUCAAGCAGUUCUACAGAUGUCCGCUGGCGAAAGUCAUACCUGCGCUGUGUUAUUGGAUCAGUCCUUGAAGUGCUGGGGUGGAAACGCUGAAGGCCAGCUGGGAUUGGGAGAUCAAACUGACAGAGGCGGUGGCUCCAGCGCGGAGAUGACGAACUUGCCCGCGGUGGAUGUGGGUACUGGGCUAACAGUUCAAUCGGUCUCGUGCUCGGUAGCUGACGUCACUUGUGUGCUGCUGAAUGAAGACCACUCCAUCAAAUGCUGGGGUGCAAACUCCUUUGGCCAACUUGGCCAAGGAGAUAUAAACAAUCGUGGCACUGUCGCUGGUGAAAUGGGCGACGCUCUUCUGGCCGUGGAUUUGGGCAUGCCUACAAGUACCUCUACCACCGCCACAACCACAGCGUCUAUUUCCACCAGCUAUACAACCACGGUGUCCACAAUUACCGAGACAGCCACAAGAACGUCAUCCAGCAGCACUACGCGGAGUGACACAUCGAGCAGCCUCAGCACGACGAGUACAGCCAGCACUACAUCCACCUUGAGUACAGCGACCCAAACAACCCAGCCAGGAGUGACUAGCACAUCCAGCACGGCCAGUAGUGCUACAGCAACACACACUGCUGAUGUCGUGUCCAGCACCACUUCGAGUACGAGCAGUGCUACAAGCACUGCCAGCUCAUCAAGCAGUACAACCACUGCCAGCUCAUCAAGCAGUACAAGCACUGCCAGCUCGUUGAGCGGUACAAGCACUGCCAGCUUGUUGAGCAGUACAAGCACAUCCAGCACCGCAACCAGCCCGACAAGCGGCAACACUCAGACGUUUACAUUCACAUCCUCUUCCACGUUCUUCACUUCCACAAGCUCCCUUCAAGCUCUGACUUCCACUACCUCCAACACAGUCACUCCAACCACCAAUGACUUGCUACCCCAAACACCCUUGGAAGAUGCUGUCAUAUCCUCAUCUUCAUUCAGCACCGCGUCAACCACAGAGGAAUCCCGAGCUCGAGUUGUGAUCACCGAGGAAGAAUUUGAGGCCAUGGAGGAGGAACGCAAGGCCGAAGCGACACAAGUAGUCCAGGAGCUGGAAACUGCAGAGACCGCAGCAGUGACGCAGUUGCUGACAGAAAUUCUGCUGGACGAACCCAGCACUGGAGCUGCUGGAGCCGGAGUCUUGGGCCAAGGAUCCAAGGAGACAGGCGGCGGUGUGAUGAAGAUGGUGGCAGUCUCCCCUGAGGCUGUGGUGGAAUCUGGAGAAAAUGUUACGGUCGUUGGAGACCAAGGAGCGGUCCACGCCGAAGUGCCCGCAGAAGUGGUCCAGUUGGCUUCUCAAUUGGCUGGUGCCACGGGUGCCACGAACGGAUCGGAGACGUCGAUGAUUUUGAUCACCAUCACAGAGCUGUCGAACGACGUGGCAGACAAGCUCCGCAGUGAUAAUGCCAGGAUCACUGCGCAGGGCCGAAGACUGGCUUCGAGCCUGAAGACGCUUCCGAUCAAUAUGAAGCUGCGGACUGCAGAGGGUGAGGAGCUUAGAAUCAGUGGUCUAAACCAACCCAUCGUUUUCAUGUUGCCUAUCGACAAUGACACGACUGAUGUGCCGACCUGUGCAUUUUGGGACGAGGAACUGGCAAUUUGGUCCACUGAGGGCGUCAGCACCUUGCCAAGUACCACGCCUGGGAAGGUUUUGUGUUCCACCACACAUCUAUCCAUCUUCGGUGGUGUCUUCGAAGUGUUGGUGGGGGACAUGGCGCAAGUACUUCGCUGUAGCACUGCGUUCGUGGUCUUCUCCGCUGACGGACUUCUGAAUUUGUUCAAGACUGAAUGGCUCUGGCAAGGUCCUUCGCUGGUGACCUUUUCUUUGCUGUUGCUCCUCGCUCUGUUCUUCUUGAUAUCACUGCACAUGGACAGAAGAGACAGCAGAUAUCUCCCUGACAAAGACAAGGAAGCAGCGUUUUGGCCAUUGAAGGAACCAAACAAAGAAGAAGUAGAAGGAGAUGAUCUCGAGAGCGCACAACUCGACGAGGAGAAACGGAAAACGUGUUGUAGCGGUGGUUGCAAAGAGAGCAUACAGACUGGUUGCGAAUGGCUCCUGUGGUGCGUCGGGCUGCUCUUUGGAUUCGAAAACCUCGCUGAAGUUGUGAAGGAGCUACUUCCAAAUGCUGCCGUGGGCGUGGUGGACCGCUGCAUCGAACAGAUCCACGCGCACAAGACAGGCACCUCAAGAGACGCCUUCAUGCAGUCGGUGACAUCACCAAAGUCUUGGCUGGAGAAGACAGGAUUGAUUCAAGUCAACCAACGCAUUCAGUUCAAGCCAAGCGGCAGAGUCUCACGGAGACCGAGAUCAACAAUCAGUGGAAAUGGGCAGUGGAUACAUUUUUUUCCAGUUCAUGGUUCGCAAGGCUUCGCUUGCUGUUUCCAGCCCUGCAUCCUUGGGCGGAGAAUACAAGAAUCAGUAUUUUCACUUCACAUACCACUCGGACAACGCUGA
Molecule: messenger RNA, 3402 nt
Organism: Cladocopium goreaui
Lineage: Eukaryota; Dinophyceae; Suessiales; Symbiodiniaceae
Source: the annotation of a GenBank genome assembly